This is a messenger RNA of Coffea arabica (coffee), 1116 nucleotides long. Its product is annotated as transcription factor bHLH36-like. Gene Ontology annotation, cellular component: RNA polymerase II transcription regulator complex. The record is from RefSeq and is a predicted model, not a curated record. NCBI's taxonomy places the organism in Eukaryota, Viridiplantae, Streptophyta, Magnoliopsida, Gentianales, Rubiaceae. Gene Ontology annotation, biological process: regulation of transcription by RNA polymerase II. Gene Ontology annotation, molecular function: protein dimerization activity; DNA-binding transcription factor activity, RNA polymerase II-specific; RNA polymerase II transcription regulatory region sequence-specific DNA binding.
UCAUACCAAAUUACCCUAACAAACGUAUCCCUAGUUUGGCAUCUUCAUCAUAUCAUCAGAAGAUAUCAACCCAAGAAAUCGAGCAGUUGUCUGAACAUGGAUGACUUUACUUCCUCUUUGAUUCCUUUACAACAAGACGAUGAUGAUUCCCAGCUUUUUCCAUAUGACCUCACAGUCCCUACCAUUCAUCCUUACCUAGACGACACUAUCCAUCAUCAAGAUCUGGGAAAUCAGGCUGCAUCUUCACUUGCUCCCCAUCAACAGCAGCAUUACGAUCAGGUGACCAGCAUCGAUGACGAUGACAAUAACAACCACCACCCCAGGGGAAGGCAGCGAAAAAAACCAUCAUCAGCUAUUCCAGCUGAUAACAAUGAUCCUGAUGACAGCAAGCAGAAAAGAGCAGCUCAUAGGGAUGUUGAGCGUCUAAGGAGGCAAGAAAUGGCUAAUCUUUAUGCUUCUCUCAGGAAUCUACUUCCUCUUGAAUACAUAAAGGGAAAGCGUUCAAUGUCUGAUCAAGUUCAUCAGGCAGUUAACUAUAUAACACACAAGGAAAAGAAUAUUAGGGAAUUGAAGGUAAAGAGGGACAAGCUUAGAAAUUUGAUGGGUGGAUCGAGCGAUCUGAACGUCAAAAGUGUUGAGGAAACAAACUCCUCGUCUACUACGUUCACAGUCAAGCAAUGCGAGAGUGGUGGUAUCGAGAUUCUGAUGAAGAAUGAUUUGGCAGGUAACUGUUUUCCUCUAUCAAGGGUACUGGAUAUGCUGCUUGACGAGGGUCUUAAUGUUGUAAACUGUGUCUGCACAAAAGUCGAUGAAAAUUUUCUUUACACAAUCCAAACUGAGGCCAGUCAUAUGGACGUUGAUAUAAUCUUUCUGCAACAAAAGCUGACUGAAAAAGUCAUGACUAGGAAAAACUUCUAACUUCUAGCCCUGGUGCAAUACCAGAAUUGGUACUCAUGUUAUAUGAGCACAGAAUUUACAAGGCUUCAAGAGUUAGAGGUUUCUGAAGAUUUCAAGUUUCCUGCCUGCUUUUUGUAAGGUUCUCAUUUAGUAAAAUGAAAACUCGGUAUUAGGUUAGUUUACAUCCGCUAUUAAAAAGAAGAAAAAAAAAAGAGUUUC